This is a messenger RNA of Acaulospora colombiana, 2529 nucleotides long. NCBI's taxonomy places the organism in Eukaryota, Fungi, Glomeromycota, Glomeromycetes, Diversisporales, Acaulosporaceae. The record is from the annotation of a GenBank genome assembly.
AUGGAUAUAGUGGCGCAUCAUUUACACGAAAAAUUUCCAUAUUACAACAACGGUCAACUCUCGGCUUGUCGAGCGAUGCUCGUUUGCAGUCAUCAACUCAACUCUUUUGCUGUCGAGUGGGGUCUUGACCGUAUGGUUAAUGUCGACCUGAACCAAGCGAAAACAAAUAACAGAAUACUCGGUGAAGCUCUUGAGGCCUACAUUGGUGCAUACUAUCUUGACGCAUGCACGCUAUACGGAGAUAGUAAUGGUCAUGUGAAGGUGAGAGACCUGUGCAUCGAGCUGGUCGACCCUUUGCUCGAGCAAAUGAUGAAAACAUUCCUUUACAUUCGUAUUAACGAAGCAGUUCAGGAAAAGAAGUUACAGUUACGCCUACAGAGAAUCAAGGGGGCGCAUGCUGGAAUUUCAGUAAAUUCGCAAACUUCAAGUGCCGACAAAAAAAAAAGCGAGAAGAAGGCCGGGGCCUCCAGUGAUAAGACAAAGGAAAAACCAAAGGACACCGUGUCAAAAGAAUCGCAGAAAGUUACGGGAAAAGUUUUGUCGACUAAAAAGGAGAAGGUCAGCACGAGACAACCCGAUACAAGCGUUAAAUUGAAGGAUUCAGGGAAGUCACCGAAGAAAUCAGUUAAAUCUGUGCAAGAUGAAAUAUGUGAAUCGGACAAUACUGCGUCCGUAAAGUCCACCAAGAUGCCCCAGGUUUCAACAAAGUCUUCUAAGUGCAUACUGCCUAUUAAUACGCCGUCCGGCAAAUCCGAAUCUACCAUGAAUCCGGACAAAUGUAAAGAAACAGCUAAGAAAAAGGAGAAUUCUCAAGCAAAAUCUCAGGCGGCAAAGAACGAAUCGCCAAAGCUCUCUCGAGUAUCAACAAAAGAACCAUCGACCAUUGCAGAACCUGCGCCAAAGGUACCUGUCACACAGAAUAUUAAAAUAAAGUUACCUCGAAGAUCUACGGGAGUUUCAAGUAAUGUGACAGGUAAACGUAAGAAUCCCCAUUUACCAGAUAGACCGAUGACCGAAUUUAAGGAGCUUACUACCCCCCAGCUUGCGCCUACGGUGGGAAUGAGUACACCGGUGAAACUGAACAACGUGCCACACGACAUUAUAGCUUCACAUUUUACAAUAAAAAAACCUCGCCUCAUUGUACCAACAAUGGCGAGUUCCAAGUCAUCAAAUGUUCAACAAAAGUCCAAGGAAGUUAAAAAGGAACUUUUGAAGGUCAAGAAAGUUGCUAAGGUCGUUGCAGGUAACGAGCCCGUAAAACAAAUAAUCGCGAAAGCCAAAGGAUCUGUUAUAAAAGCAUCGGCCAUUCAAAGAAUCAAUGUAAACCGUUUAAUUGAAUUUUUAUUCUUUGCGUUAUUGGUCGCGGUCGAGGAACUAACGAUGUCACUGUUUCUACCAACCCAGCUGAAGAAGAGGCAAGAAGAUCUAAGUAAAUUAUCUAUUCAGGAAUUGACCAGCAAAAACUGCCAAAAGUGGGCUCAAGAAUAUCUGAAAGAGAAGCUCGUCGGCCUUGAGGCUGAACAUGAUGGAAUUGUCGUCAAAACGACGGAACUCUCAGAAUGUUCAGGCGAUGCCGACUUGAACCAGAGAAAGGGAAAACUGAUCCCGUUGAUUGAUAUGGUGAUAGAGCUGAGGUGGUCUGGCGUCGCGCCCGAUGGUACUGAAGCCGUGGGAAAAAUUCGCGUCCCAGAAUUGUUAGGAGAGGACUGUGAGUUUGAGGUUAGCGUGGAUGAAGAAACGUCUGCCAAAGAACCAAUAAAGGAAGUAGUUCGGAAUCACAUAACUCCUUUGAUGAGCGAGAAAUUUAAAAAUCUCGGAAAAGACAUGGUAGAAACUCAUAGCAAGGAUGUCUACAUUGAGCCUUCUAAGCUCGGAACGUCGACUCCUCCUCGACCAAUAACACCCAUCGAAUCGACCGGAGCUUCCAUCGAUCAAACUGUAAAUCCAACUUCUUACCGCACAACUCCCAAGCCUACGAGCACCAAUAUCAUCAACUCGACCACGAUCACAGACACCGUUGAACUUCAAACCUCGGCAAACCAGGUAUACGAGACCUUACUUGAUCCAAGUCUUGUGGCCGCUUGGACGAGGUCAAGGCCCGAUAUCUUCAAGCACGUUGGAAGUUCAUUUAGCUUGUUCGACGGAAAUAUCACUGGAACGAUCGUGGAACUCACUCCAAAUGAGAAGAUUGUGCAAAAAUGGCGCCUUAAAACUUGGCCCGAAGGUCAUUUCUCAACGGUCACUCUAAAAUUUGAGCAGACAAGCGAUCGUACAAUUGUCCACGUCACACAGGAAGGCGUUCCGGUCGGUGAGGAAGAAAUCGUCCGUCGCAACUGGCAGUCCUAUUAUUGGAAUUCAAUUAAGAGUGUUUUCGGGUACGGAUUAAUCUCACAAAAACCUACAAUUUCUACCAAAUCUCAAAUCACUUCACAAGACGGGAGUAGUAUUGAUGCGAUAGCGGCGGUGCCUGCCUUACCAUUCUUGCCUGAUCCAUUACUUGUGUUUGUUCCUAAAAUCUCCACAGAUUAA